Messenger RNA from Anisakis simplex (herring worm), 1524 nucleotides. The record is from the annotation of a GenBank genome assembly. NCBI's taxonomy places the organism in Eukaryota, Metazoa, Nematoda, Chromadorea, Rhabditida, Anisakidae.
AUGAGUGAUACAAGCAGUGAGAUUCUUGCUCAACUGUUAAGAAAACGACGUAUUAAAAGAAAGCAUCAAGAAGGCGAUCACCCAGACAACGGCGAUAUCGUAGAGGAUAUUGUUGACGAUGAUACGACGACGACGAGACCCACUAAAACCUAUCGAAUAUCAAAGCAUUACUUUGAGUCAUCUGAGUUGGCCGCACAAUUGAAAGCUCUUCAUAGGCAUUCACCGAAAUUAGCUGAAUCGCUCUUCGUGUUGCUCAAAAAGGAUUUAUCAGAGUGCGAUAUUGAUGCGUUGCAAGCGGAUGAAUUUCGAAGAAUGGUGAAUACGGCUGCCGCCGAGAGCACUGCUGACAUUUGUGAGCUGCUCGAGCAAGACGACUGGCAACAAAUCGAGCGCGACCUAUCGCCGUUAUGUCCGCUGUUAAUGCCGCUGAUCGCUCACUUCAAACAAGAACCAAUCGUUUAUGCCGCACAACGAAAUAAUCACAGCGAUUCUGAAUCUAAAACCGACACAAAUUUAGUCACUGCAAUGGGUCGUUGCCAUCUGAUAAGGGCAAAUUGUGCGGAGCGUGCCACGUGUGGUACGAUUGAUCAGCGUUACGUCGUCAUGGGUCAUAAUAGUGGCCAGAUUAGUGUGACACAGCUGCAUGACGGUGUUUAUCAUCCGCCUGUGGGUUCAAAAAACGCUAAUUUACGACGUAUCUCGUUGAAUGCACCUAUUCGAAGUUGCAGUGCUAGCGGAAGGACGUACAAUAGCAUUCACACGGAUGUGGUGUAUGAUUUGAAGAGAUUCGGUGAUUCGGUGAACGCAUCAAACGUUGACAUUGGCACUAACUCCGUCGAUUUCGAUGGCUUAUGCUCAGAUCCGUUGUAUAUGUCGUGUGGUGGCGAUGGACUGGUAGCACUUUGGCGUGCUGAUAACGGUGAUGAGUUGCAACGGUAUCAGUCGUCCGCAGAUGCGGUGUUUCGUUUAUCGUUGCCGCAAUUCGACGCCAACCCGCAAACGUUCAUUUCCGGUGGUAUCGACGGUUCAGCGCGUCUCUAUCGAAUCGAUCGAGCGCAUUCACUGAGAGUUUUCCCUCAUGAGACACCCGUUAUCGCGUGUGCGCUCAAUUCCAAUGGUGACAGUUUGUUGACAGCAUGUCGAUGCGAGAAAAAGAUUCGUUUGUGGGAUGCGAAUAGCGGUUUGCCGCAACGUUUGUUUGGUCCCAUUGACACGCAAGCAGUGUUUGUUGAUUUUAUUGGUGACGAUCAAGUGGCGGCCGUAACAGAAUCAUCGAUGUUGUACAUAUGGAAAAUGGAGAGAGAUAAUAAAUUAUUGAAUUCGUUCGAAGUGUUGGAUGGUGAACGUUGUACAUUUAUGCUUUAUGAUGGUUCAUUGUUAGCGUUAGGCGGGUCAAAUUCCAAACUGCAAUUGGUUCGGAAUGGCGAACUCUAUCAGAGGUUCGAUCAGACAAGUAACGGCGGUCGCGUGCUGGAUUUCCAUCGACGCCAGAGCAGUGCCGAAUGGAUAGCACUGAUUUCGUAG